GUCUAACCAACUUUGGUCACACCAAGCGGAUCGAAAUUUAAAACCGCUUUAUCGAAAAGGUAAACUCGUCCUAAAUGGCUGUUUCCGCGGAAAUCGAACGGCUGCUAGACCAGGGCAACUAUCUGAUGCCCGACCUCAACAUGUCGCAGAGCGACUUGGCCAAUCCCACCGAGCCCAUUGUCACCAAGAUCAUGGUGCACUACCUGCGCUGUUUCGCUUUCCGCGUCGAGCCGCCCUAUAAGAUUGGCUCUGAACUCGCCCAGUCGUCGCGGGAGGCGCGCGUCUUCCUCAUCCGGGUGUGCCGCCAAGUGGAGCGCAUCAUCCAGAUCUCCUUCCCCAACAAGACGUACACCUAUGUGGAUAUAAUCAAACCAGCUGUUAAGAAGACUCUGGCCACCCUGAGCUACCUCUUCAACUACCUGGCCUACUACAAGAUGUUCAAGAAGAGCGUGCUGGGUCCCGUGGAAGAGGCCAUCAUGCUGAAGGACUCGCUAGCGGCCGAGCUGAAAGCCAAGAGCCAGCAGUUGGAGCAGCGCAAGCUGAAGACGAAGGAGUGCGAGGCGGCCAUCGGCCAGCUUAAGAAUGAGCUGCAGGACACUCAAGCAAAGCUGCUGCCGCUGAAAAAGUCCUGCAGCGAGCAGGCCAGUGCCCUGGAGCUCAUCGAGCAGCAGCAGAACGAGCUGGACAUGCGCAUCACUCACUGGGAGCAGCUGGUGGUGAAGGAUGGUCAAGUGGCCGAACUGCAAAAGAACAUCAAGAGCGCCAACUCGCACGUCGAGAGCUGCAAAGCGGAGCUGGCCAGCAAGAAGCAGGUGAUCAACGAACACCGCCGGGUGAUCGAGGCGAGCCAGCAGGCAGUCACGGCUCUGGAGGAGGCCACGGCUGUACUGCCGCUCACCAAACUGGAGGAGUACAAGAAGAGCUCCAAGGAUCUGGAGGCGGCGGAGGAGAAGCGCGCCGCCCUGGAGGCCAACUACCAGAAGCGUUGCCAGGACCUGGAGGCCAGGAAGCAAGAACUCUCCCUCACCGAGCAGCAGUGCGAGGCCGCUAAGCACAGACACGAGGCGGAGCAUCAAAAGCAGCAGCAGGAACUGGAAAAGCUAAAGGUCGAUCUUGAGGAGCGCAAGAAGCAGAUAAAGCUCCUGAACAGCAGCAUCGUCGAGCUGGAGCAGCAAAAUGUGGAAAAAGAGCAGCUGCACGCCAUCUUGAUGGAGCAGCUCACAGAGAUUUUCGGCGAAAACUGGCAGUUGAAUUCCACUUAAUAUACUGAUUUUAUUCUAUAAACUGCAAACAG
Drosophila biarmipes is the source of this 1294-nucleotide messenger RNA. It is a transcript of the gene Nuf2, whose product is annotated as immunoglobulin G-binding protein H. Bases 75 to 1262 code for a protein of 395 amino acids. The transcript is spliced from 3 exons. Lineage: Eukaryota; Metazoa; Arthropoda; Insecta; Diptera; Drosophilidae. Gene Ontology annotation, cellular component: kinetochore; Ndc80 complex. The record is from RefSeq and is a predicted model, not a curated record.